ACUGGAACGGAAUAAAAUGAGAUAGAUAUAUAUUUACAAGUUGAAGAGAAAGAGAGGAAAAACAAGAAGAGUGCAAGAAGUUCUUUUAAAAAGAACAAAUCUCGUGUCAAUCCGUGUCAAAGCGUACGCGUACCAUUGUAGUAGGCGGUGGUAGGCGGAGUGGUAUGGUAUACACAACGUGUGAUGCAGUCCAAUAAUGUAGUCGAAAAAUGUCAAUUGUUCGUAGACGCCACGAGCGAUUGGCUAGACACGACUCACAAACGUAAUCAGAUAAAGCGGAUGAUGCUACAUAAUAAUUAAAUUUUUCUACCCGAAUUUUUCACUCUCGAAACAUGGUCCCUCAUGUGUUCCAGACUCAUUCGUGAUCUCGUCUGAGAUGUAUCAGUUGCUUUCGACGAUCGUACGUGAUUCUUUAUAAGUUUCUUCGCACUUGAACCACGACGUCUAUUCUUCGCGUAAAGCACCUUUGUUACAAAUUCCGAAAAAGUCAUGUAUUCCAUCAAUAGAAGACCUUUAUUAGGAGGUGCAUCUGAUAGCGAAUUCGAGGAUGAUUUAGAGACUGAGGUAGAUGAUUCUAAUAUUGCAAUCCCUGAUGAGAAACCAUUUUUAAAGCCAUACGAGCCACAUGACAAGUAUAAUUUUGCAUAUAUUGUAUUUUACUUACUUGGAAUAAAUACAUUAAUCCCAUGGAGUUUUUUUAUUACUGCUGAUGAUUACUGGAUGUAUAAAUUCAGAGAAAUUCAUAAUGUGACAAACCUUACUCAUACAUAUGCAGAAUUAUUUGAGCAAAAGACGGAUCUUCAAGCUAGUUUUACAUCUUAUUUAAGUGUCGCCAGUGCGUUGCCAAGUACUCUUUUUUUAAUAAUAAACGCAUUUAUUAGCAAGAGAAUCUCUCUAACUGUAAGGAUGGUGGGUUCUCAAUGUACAAUAUUGCUGCUUUUUAUCAUAACAACUACAUUUGUUGAAAUGGACACUGACAAAUGGCAAAAUCCAUUCCUAAUUGUUACUUUGCUGACAGUUGCACUCGUAAAUGCUGCAAGUGCCAUUUUUGGAGGGAGUCUAAUGGGUAUAGUGGGUAAAUUUUCGCCGAAAUAUAUAACUGCUAUGUCCGGCGGACAAGCCCUCGGUGGAAUAUUUACAGCCCUAGCGGAAGUUUGCUCUUUGUGGAUAGGCGCCAGUCCGGCACUUUCCGGCUUGGUAUAUUUCAUUAUCGGCGAUAUCGUGCUCUUGUUAUCAUUGAUCGCUUAUAUCGUUUUGGAGAGAGCGCCAUUUUUCAAGCAUCAAAUGAUAGAAAUGGUACCUGAUCGUUCGAAAUCCGAUUACUCGAUAAAUGGAGAAGUUAGCUUCUCAGCAGAUUCAAAUGUGUCCUACACGCGGAUUAUAAAAAGGAUCUGGCAUUACGGCGUUAGCAUAUUUCUUGUAUUUUUCAUAUCGCUGGCCGUAUAUCCGGCGAUUACUGUAUUAGUGGAGAGUCAAUACAAGGGGAAAGGCCAUGCGUGGAAUGACAUAUAUUUUGUACCUGUGGUGACGUAUCUCAUCUUUAGUACAGGCGAUUAUGCUGGAAGAGUAUUAUCCGGUAUUUUUCAAUGGCCGAAAGGUAAUCCAUGGCUCGUGAUGUUUAUGAGCGUUGCUAGAAGUGUUUUUAUACCUGUACUUAUGUUUUGUAAUGCGCAACCGAGACAUCACCUGCCUGUUUAUAUUCACAAUGAUAUAUAUUACAUUUUGAUAACUAUCGUGUUCGCCAUAACUAACGGUUAUCUCUGUAAUUUAACAUUUAUUCUCGUGCCCAUAGUUGUGGACAGCCAAGAAAAAGAAGUUGCAUCUGCAAUGAUGGGAGCUUUUUUGGGUAUAGGAUUAGCAUCUGGUGCAGCGCUUAGCUUGUAUAUGGUAAAGGCUCUUUAAUGUUUAAUUAUGUAACUGAAGACGGAUGUAAAUAAAAUACUUGAUUUCACUGCCCA
This is a messenger RNA of Formica exsecta, 1958 nucleotides long. RefSeq names its product equilibrative nucleoside transporter 1 (gene Ent1). Bases 490 to 1902 code for a protein of 470 amino acids. Lineage: Eukaryota; Metazoa; Arthropoda; Insecta; Hymenoptera; Formicidae. Gene Ontology annotation, cellular component: plasma membrane. Gene Ontology annotation, molecular function: nucleoside transmembrane transporter activity. The record is from RefSeq and is a predicted model, not a curated record. Gene Ontology annotation, biological process: nucleoside transmembrane transport. The transcript has 11 exons.